GCCCAACAAGGCUCUAACGUACAAUAGAAUGACCUCAUCAGGGCUGAUUGGUCGAGGUUGAUUUCUGGGUUGGGCACGACAGGAAACAAGGCACCGGGAACGCGCUGGACAUAGAUGCGCGCUCCCACUGUGGUUUUUGGGAUCCGAUGUACGUCAAGUCAGACUCUACCACACCGGAAUGAGACUGGCUCAGUUUGAGACUCAAAGACAAAAUUAAAGCUGAAGCUGAUGGGAAUGGUGUUGGCAACAAACAAGUGACGCGAGUAAUGCUGUUGUUUUGCUCAUGUGGAGCAUUGGUUGUUUUCUUCUGAUUAGUUGGAGGUCAGUCACUAGAUAAAAGAAAGAACCGUGAAGCAAAAACGGAACCAAGGGACCGCUGUGCUCUUAUUGUGAAAGUCUCAGUCGGAUAUGUACCGUCCUUCCUGCCUUCAACUUCACCCAGUCUGAGGAGUGGAGAUUCAGUGUGGCAGCAGGGGAAAUCUGGGAUAUCUGGGAAAGGGAGUCGGCGAAAACCGGGACUGAGCCGGCACGAAUCCCGACGAAGCCUUGACCGUUACAGCGGGAGUCCCAGCGGUCGCCUCUCCAGCGUCUCCCGCGCCCGGCUGCGGUUUUUCCUCCCAGAACGCUCCCUGGAUCCGGCAAUGGAUCAGCUGUCAGAUGAGGAGGUGGAGGUGAGGGAGGGGGAGGAGGAGGAGGAGGAGGACAGUGAUAAGGAGGACCAGGACCUGGAUAAGAUGUUUGGAGCCUGGCUGGGAGAGCUGGACAAGCUCACACAGAGUCUGGACGAUGGUCGUCCGGAGCAUCCCCCUGAGCAGAAGGCUCCCCUCAGACAGGAGACCAACAUGGCCAACUUCUCCUACAGGUUCUCCAUCUACAACAUCAACGAGGCCCUGAAUCAGGGGGAGAACGUGGACCUGGACGCUCUCAUGGCCGACCUCAGCUCCAUCGAGCAGGAGCUCAGCACCGUCAACAGCAAACCCGGCGGCGGCAUGGCUCGGCUGGGCCUGACCGACACCAAGGUGCGUCAGAAGCCUCCCGCCGGGCGCAGUAGCAGGCAGCAGCCAGCAGGGAGCAGCAACAGCGUGAGCGGCGGUGGAGGCAGCAGUGGAGCGAGCAGCAGCAGCAGCAGCGCCAGAGCUUCGCCAGCAGGAAGCAUCCGAGCCCCCACCGGGCAUCAUGGGAGACCAGCACUGGCCUCCAACUUCAGUCUGGAUGACAUCACAGCCCAGCUGGAGAAGGCGUCUCUCAGCAUGGAUGAAACCGCCCGUCAGACCUCCUCCCACUCCCUCAGCUCUGCCUCCACCUGCAGCUCAGCCUCCGUGCGACGGCCCGGACCCUCUCAGCGCCACCACCGCCGCACGGGUUCUGUUGGCACAGUCAGCGAACAGGAGGCCCGUUCAGUCGUCCACUCCUCGCGCUUCUCCGUCAGCUCCGCGUCCGGGGUGUCGGUCAACUCGGCGUCCUCCAUGGACUCCCUGGACAGCGUCCUCCGCUCCAGUGAGUCGGACAGUCUGCCGAGUUCAGCUGCGCCCUCGGCGGACGGAGCCAGGCCCGGUCCACACAACAGCGAGCACUCCUAUCUGGACAGGGAAACCUCUCUGAUUCUGAGAAACAUAGCAGGGAAGCCUACUCACCUGCUGACCAAGGAGGAGCAGGCUGCCAAGGUGAAGGCGGAGGGCAUCCGCGUGGCCCUGGAGAAAAUCAAGGAGGCGCAGGUGAAGAAGUUGGUGAUUCGUGUUCAUUUGUCAGACGAGAGCUCGAAGACCAUGAUGGUGGACGAGAGGCAGACUGUCAGACAGGUUCUGGACAGUUUGCUGGAGAAAUCUCACUGUGGUUACAGCCCAGACUGGUCCCUGGUGGAAACCAUCAGUGAGCUGCAAAUGGAGCGGAUCUUUGAGGAUCAUGAAAACCUGGUGGAGAACCUGCUGAACUGGACCAGAGACAGCCAGAACCGGCUGAUGUUCACCGAACGGGUCGAGAAAUACGCUGUGUUCAAAAACCCCCAGAACUACCUGCUGGGCCGGAAGGAACCAUGUGAGAUGGCUGAGAGGAACAAGGAGGCUCUGUUGGAGGAGUGCUUCGGCAGCAGCUCCGUGUCGGUCCCUGAGAUGGAGGGAGUGUUAUGGCUGAAGGAGGACGGGAAGAAGUCGUGGAAGAAACGCUACUUCCUGCUGAGGGCGUCCGGCAUCUACUACGUCCCCAAAGGCAAAGCCAAGGCUUCCAGGGACCUGGUGUGUUUUCUCCAGUUGGAUCACGUCAACGUCUACCACGGCCAGGACUACAAGAGCAAGUACAAGGCUCCCACGGACUUCUGCAUGGUGCUGAAGCAUCCUCAGAUCCAGAAGAAGUCCCAGUACAUCAAGUACCUGUGCUGCGAUGACAUCAGAAGCCUGCAACAGUGGAUCAACAGCAUUCGCAUUGCAAAGUACGGGAAGCAGCUCUACAUCAAUUUCCAGGAAGCAAUGAGGAGGACAGAGGCAGCCUACGAUUGGUCGUCUCUCUCUUCUUCUUCAAUCAAAUCAGGAUCCAGCUCCUCCAGCCUUCCAGAGUCCCAGUCCAACCACUCCAGUCAGUCGGACAGCGGGGUGUCGGAGAUGACGUCGUCCAGCCACACCCGCUCCCAGAGCGUCGUCAGCUCCAUCUUCUCCGACGCCUGGAGGAGAGGAACACAGGGAGAGAUGAUGAGGAUGGACCCCAUCAGUCGGCCCAUCCCUGUCCAGAUACCCAGCCUCUCGCCUCAGCCCGUGCCUCUGUCUCAGACGCCGCCUCGGACCAGUCACAGCGACGGCCUCGCGCCGUCUGACGAGUCCUCGCCGUCGCCGCCGUCUCCGCCCCCCCCUCCGCCCCCGCCGCCUGUGGAGAGCGUGGCCCAUCAGCCCACACCUCCCUCGUCCUACGUCAAAUACAGCACGCUGGCACGCCUGCAGAGCCAGAACCAGUGCCGGACACAGGCAGCAGGAGCUGCUCCGCCCGGUGUCUACUACAACACCCUCCCGGCCGUUUACAGCACGUCCCCUCCUCCGCCACCGUCGCCGCCUCCUCCCCCACCUCCGGCGGUGCCGGCUCCGGGCUCGGCCAUGGCUGCGUUGAAAUUUGGUCCUCCGAGCCCCACUUCUCUCCCGCCGCCACCUCCAGUGGAGGAGGGGGCGCAGCAGCUCUUCUAUCUCCCGCCUCCUCCGCCAGAGGAGUCCAAUGGGCUGCCGCCGCCGCCGCCCCCGGAUCCCGUCACCGAGCCCUGUCCUCAGCUCUCCAACACGGGGCUCCAGCAGUUCCUGGCGCAGAAGUUUCCCAACAUGGUGUACGACUUCAACCCAUCAGCGUCUGAUGAUAAAUCCCCCCCGCCUCCCCCUCAAGCAGACCUUUCGCCCCCCUCCUCCCUGCACGCCCUCCGGCCUCUGUCCCCAAACGCUCCCCCUCCCGCGCCUCCUAAAACCUUUACUGGUGGUUUUCCACCUCAGACUGCUCGCAAACCCUCAGGUCCCUCCUCCCUGCCCAUUGCCCUGUCCCCGGUGUCUCCAACACCGCCACACAGUGGCCCCGGCCCAGUUAAAAAGCAGCAGAGUUUGUCUACAGGACAUUCCCCAAAUCAGCCCCCUCCUACUCUUCCAAAGCAGCACAGCCUGUCCUCCAAAAACCUUGCCCUCUCCCCGUCCUCGUCCUCCUCUUCUGUCUCCAUUGCGGCUGCUACCUCCUCGUUGGUCAAGCAGAUUGUCAAUCAGUUCCCUGGAAACGCUGCCCCCUCCUCUCUGCCGGCCACCGGCUCCAUGGAAGCGUCCAAGCUCAGUGCGCCCCAGUCUCCUCCAGCGGUCAAGGCCAAACCAAAGUGGCAGCCAGGCGGCGCCGUGGCUCCACAGUCUCCAGAGUUCCCUCCUCCUCCUGAUGAGUUCCCUCCUCCUCCAUCUUCAUCCUCCUCCAAGUCAGGCUCCCCCAUAAAGAAGUCACCCUCCACUUCCUCUACAGGCUCCACCAAACGGGGACCUCCCCCAACCCCCCAGAGGGCCUCCUCCAUCCGGUCCGGUUCAGGCGAGGCCCAGGAGGAGAGGCCGAAGAAAGUGGAGAGCCUGGUGAAUAAAUUUGGCCAAGCCCCUCAGACGGCCACCUCAUCCAGCUCCUCGUCGGCGACCGGGUCUCCUUCUAAAGAUUCCUCUGCACUUCCGGCUCCGCUUCCCAAGCCGGGGAAGCUGAACCUGGCGAACCUUCCGUUGGCACUUCAGGGGCUGCAGACAGGUCAGCAUUAUCAGCCUGACUUCCCGUCUCCUCCUCCCCCACCUCCUCCAUCUCAGCCUCCUCAUCUCGACUCCUCCCCGGACUACUUCCCGCCGCCCCCCAGUGACUUUGAGCUUUUCCCUCCGCCUCCUCACCCGUCAGAGUUCCAUCACCCGCCAAAGGUCGCUGUGGUGAACCCUCAGCCUCAGCUGCAGCAACAUCAGCAGCCGGCAACAGCCUCUCUGUCAUCGUCAUCAGUGUCCUCAUCGUCGUGGAAACAAGGCUCUCUGAAAAAGGGGGCGGUCCCUCCUCCGUCGCUGAACCGAAGGACCAGCAACACAACCCAGUACGACAAUACGGCGACGAUGCCCCUGUCGCCGCCCCCGAUGUCUCAGACACCGCCUCCUUCCCUGACGUCGUACUCCUCCUCUUCCUCGUCUCCAAUCCCCCCGACCUCCCCAAAGUCGGCGGGGCCGGUGUCCUUGGCUCUGAAGCCUCACUUCCUGGAAGACCUCAACCGCACCCUCAAGAGGAAGUCGGUGUCCCGUCACGGCUCGCUCACUUCUUCCCACCUGAUCCCCUCCUCUAAGAUGGAGCCCAUGGGCACCAUGGACGACAUGGCGCUGCUCCCGCCGCCGCCCCCGGAGCUCCUGCAGCAGCAGCAGCACGGCGGCGUCCGAGGACACUCCCAGACUCUGUCUCGCCACCACGCACACUCCCACUCCACCAAACAUGCCAACAUCUCAGGCUAUGCAACGCUGCGGAGAGGCCCCCCCCCCGCUCCUCCCAAACGGGACCAAAGCACCAAACUGACCAGUGACUGGUAGGGAGCAGGGACACUGGGCGGAGCCUAGGAACUGUACUGACUGUUUAGCUCUCACCCUUCAUGCAGAGGAGAAAUAACCGUGUCUGUCUGCUCAUUCUGAACCUCCAACCUUUGGAUUCCUAGCAAGUACCAAGCCGUGUUUCCUACUCGGACUGAGAUGAUGAUUGUUCCUAUUAUGCUACUUCUUACUAUCCUUACUGUACCGAUACAUGCUUAAUCCAACGACAUGAGUAUAAAUAUAUAUAUGUAUAUAUAUCUGCAAGCCAGAAAAAUCACCUAUCAAGCUUUUUUCACCACGUGUGUGCAGCUUUGCGUUGGAAUAUAUGAAAGACGAGACUUGAACGGCAACAGAGACACUUUGCUGCAAAAUAACUGGUACUGCACGGAGCCGUGGGGACGGAAGCGGAGUUCCUGACGGAGACGAGGAGGGACCGAAGGAAGGAUGUGUAUAGAAAUACAGCGAGCGAGAGCGUUGCCAUUAUUUCAAAUGUUUUGUGUUUUUAUAUAAGAUUAUUUAAUACUGGAAAAAUAUUAUUAUAAUUAUUUUAAGUUUUUAAGUGUCAAAAGAGAAUGAGUUUGACUGAACUUGGGUCUGUGUUUCCAAACUAGCAUCAGUUUAGGUUUUCUUCAUUUCGAGCCUUGUGGCCGACUGCUUGGUGACGUCUGUGGGGUCCAGCUAGUUUAUGCUUCUAGUGAGAGAAACAGCACCUUUGGACUUUCAGUCAGAUCUUCACACCUUAACUUGAGCUCAUGUGACCAGAUCAGAAGGACUGUGACCCACACAUGACCUCAACAAGGUUUUUACUUCUAUCUAAAUGUCUAGCUUCAACCCAAUAGCACUUCCGGGAAUUUCCUGGACCAUCUACAAAGAGCAGAACCCCCUGUAGUCUGAGCGCAGCCAGAGCACAAACAAAUCAAGACAUAUUUGAGCUCUAGGUCAACAAGCAGCUUGUCAGUUCCACGUCUGAAACACAAUGUUUGUUCAGUAGCAGUAGUCAGUUAAUGUGUUCACUUAGUGAAACAGGAUGCCCUGGGAACAAGUGCCUGAAACCCCAAAGCUUGAACUGCUCAUGUGUAGUGACACGAUGCAGAUGUGCAGCUUCAACAAUGAGCAUGAAGCUUGUGUCACUUAAUAAAAGCCACGUGCUGUUUCCAGAACAUCCUUAUUUGGAGCCAAACUAAGAAAUCGAUUGAUUUGAAAAGUUGAAUCCUUUAAGCAUGAACAAUGCGGUUUGCCUCAAUCUGUGUUGUUAGUGACAUUAGAACAUCUGUUAGUGAGUUAGUCAGAAUAGUCAGGUUUAGGAGCAUCGUGACCUUACACCCUCAGUUCUGGAAACAGUUCUGCUGUUUUGAUUCAAACACUGUGUCCAGAGCAGCCGUUUAACCCUUUCUGUGCAGUGGAGCCUCAGUUCCUUGUUUUUAGGUUUACAUGAUCUGCAUGACCGCUUCAGUGCAACAGCACAGAUGCCAACAGUGUGAUAUUACUGCCCAAGUGUUGAUUUUAAUGUGCAAUAAUUAGUUAUUGAAGUACUGGUUUUAUUUCAGUGUAUAAUUAUGGUUACAAAAUGCUUUUUGAUCCGUUUUUACAUCCGAUCUGUCUGUUUUGUGACGUUGUUAGAAGAGCGAACCCGUAACAGAACUUCCAACACCCACUGCCGUGCAGGAACGAGCCUGGGUUUACAUCAUGGUGUCGGUGACAGUUUCAAACUGGUCCGUGUCUUGAAAUGUUGUUUGCUCAGACGCUCGGCAGAUCACGUGUCUGUUGUCAUGGCGUCGAACCCGCUGUCGCAUUUCAAUAAAGGAGACAAUGAAUCAAA
Messenger RNA from Betta splendens (Siamese fighting fish), 6849 nucleotides. It is a transcript of the gene raph1a, whose product is annotated as Ras association (RalGDS/AF-6) and pleckstrin homology domains 1a. Gene Ontology annotation, biological process: signal transduction. The record is from RefSeq and is a predicted model, not a curated record. Gene Ontology annotation, cellular component: cytosol; plasma membrane. The transcript is spliced from 19 exons. The coding region runs from base 642 to 5033 and encodes 1463 amino acids. NCBI's taxonomy places the organism in Eukaryota, Metazoa, Chordata, Actinopteri, Anabantiformes, Osphronemidae.